UUCGUGUCUUGCUCUAUAAAUAAUGAGGUAGAUUAGAAAUUGGUUCAGUUUACAAUUGGUUGUUGAGCGUUGAGAACAAUGAAAUCGAUUUGUGUAGCACUUGUUUGUUUCACUUUACUGUGCCCUCUGGUGGUCUAUGCAAAACCAACAGAGCUGGCGGAACCCUACCUUGAUGAAGCCUUCCUGGAACGUUACCAAGAAAUUCUAAGAAAAAGUUUUCUGCUCGAAUCUUGUGCUGAGACGCUUCGUGACGACUUAAGACCGAUAGCAGAAGAGUUUGGCGGUUGGGUUUUGGAUGUCUUUAACAGAAUAGGACACAUUAUUGAAAUUCGUAGGUCUUGUGACGCAAUCGAAAUGAGUGACCCACCAACGCGAUGGGAGCUUAUUCAAAGAGAAGCUUGUGAAUUGAGAUUCCAAGGAAUCAUUAUCAUUGAAAUAGCCAGACUGAACUAUGAAAUUACUGUGAUGCUUCAGACAUACCCGGCAAAAGUGAGAAAGAGCAUCGAACGAUACGUGGCUUGUUCUCGUGAUGAAGUACCAGAUUACCACGAUUUCCAUCAGAUGAUAGCAUCGAUGCAUCGGUAUUAACAUUGAUGUACUCAACCCAUACCGUUGAAUGUAAACUCAACGCUACCGAGCCGAAAUUAAUUUAUAUUAAAUUGUAAAGCUCAACCAAAAACAAAAAAUAAAAACCGUAACUUUAAUGCCAUCAACUUAGUUCACAAGUUCACAUCGAACAUACGGUGCCGGUGAAUAGUCCGACAAAAUGUAAUUCAUUUGAUGCAAAGUUCUGCAUUGUCACUCAUAUACCAAUUUUGCUUCUAUGUGGAAUGGAGUUUCCGAUAAUAAAGGCACUACUCUGCUGCAGCAUUUACCACAAAAUUGCCUUGAAAAUUAAGCCAUUUAUCUAUACGGGUGUUCCAUUGUGUAAAUGCUAUUGUGGUAAUGUCUGAAUUGGCCAAAAAUUAGCUGAAUGCUACUCGGAUAGAUUGCUGGGGUAUUUAGUGAAUAAAUAUUUCAUAAAGCAUUAACGUUAUGAGGUGUGUGCUGCUGCAUUUCGUGAAAUCCGUGU
This is a messenger RNA of Bradysia coprophila, 1072 nucleotides long. RefSeq lists its product as uncharacterized. NCBI's taxonomy places the organism in Eukaryota, Metazoa, Arthropoda, Insecta, Diptera, Sciaridae. The record is from RefSeq and is a predicted model, not a curated record.